Messenger RNA from Drosophila gunungcola (fruit fly), 1976 nucleotides. Its product is annotated as DNA-binding protein modulo. Bases 134 to 1738 code for a protein of 534 amino acids. The transcript is spliced from 4 exons. Gene Ontology annotation, molecular function: RNA binding. Gene Ontology annotation, cellular component: ribonucleoprotein complex. The record is from RefSeq and is a predicted model, not a curated record. NCBI's taxonomy places the organism in Eukaryota, Metazoa, Arthropoda, Insecta, Diptera, Drosophilidae.
UGUGCAGCUAUACUGGUCACACUGUUCUGUCCCUCUCUUUCCACGUGCGUUUUAAUCCAAUCAAACACGCGUUGCUCCAUCUGUACUUGACAUUGUUCAAUUUGUGUCACCAACAUUCGACAGACUGCUAAAAAUGGCCCAAAAGAAAGACAUAGCCGCGAAAGGCAAGAAGGCCGCCAACGGAGUGGAGAAGCAGGUGGUCAAGCGUGGGGCGAAGGCGACGAAGGUCCAGGAGGAGGAGAAGAUUGUGGUCACUCAGUCGCCUGCUAAGAAGUCCAGGAAGCAGCCGGUGAAGGAAGAGUCGCAGUCCAGCGAGGAGGAGUCCGGGGCCGAGGAGCUGAGUGGCGACCAAGCUGAGGACGACAGCGAAUCCGAGGCAGAAAAUUUGAUUAACGACGAGGCUUUGGAAGAUGAGGACGAUAGCGACGAAGAGGAGGUUGAUGACGAUGAUGUGGAGCCCGGGGAGGUUUCCAAAAGCGAAGCCGCGGAGGAGGAUGAAGAAUCUGACGAUGAUGACGAGGAACCAGUGGCCAAGAAGGUCAAGGAAACUAAAACAGCAGGAAAAUCUACUUCUGAAGAAACAGAAGAAAAGGGCGGUAUUCCGAAAGUAGCAGCUGGCAAAAUUCCCCAAGGAACGCCUGUUAAUCAGACCAUCUACGCCUCGAAGUUACCAAAAGAAUACAAACACAAAGAUGUGGUCGCCCUUUUUGCCAAGUUCGGAACUAUCUCCGCACUGCAUCAUAUGAAGACUAAGUUCGGCGGCCACUCGGCCAUCAUUGCCUUUGACUCGCCAGCUGGCGCCGAAGCCGCUCUGCAGGCCAAGCCGAAGGCGCUUACCCUUGGGGACAAUGUUUUAGUUGUAAGCCAAGCAAGAAACAAGGAAUCUUUAAAUGAGCGCACGUUGAUUGUUGGCCUGAUUGGACCCAAAAUCACCAAGGAGGACGUAAAGGAAUAUUUUGAGAAGGUUGCUCCCGUGGAGUCGGUCUCCUUCUCCGGAAACCGUAACCCCCACGCCUUUGUUCUUUUGGCGUCAGUUGAUGACGUUCCCAAGGCCCUUAAACUGCACAGCACCGAGCUUUUCAAUCGCUUUAUUACGGUGCGAGAGUACUCGCCGAAGGUUAAAACGACGAGGAGCCCUGAAAAUACUUUGGUCGUCGAAAAUGUGGGCAAAUAUGAGUCUUUCAGCGCCAAUGUCCUAGAGAAGCUAUUCAAAAAGUUCGGCGAACUAGAUUAUGUGGACGUGGUGUGCGGCACGUCGGUUUUAGCCUUUGUCACGUUCAAGCAGUCGGAUGCAGCCACAAAGGCUCUGACCGAACUCCAAGGAAAGAUUGUUAACAAUGUGGAGCUGAAGCUUAAGCACUUCCAACUCAGUAACACGGCGAGGUCAAUUUUGGUGACGAACUUGACUUCAGAUACUACCGAAGAAGACUUGAGGGGUGUGUUUAACGAGAGCGGCGAAAUCGAGAGAAUCACUUUGCUGCCUCACAAGGCUUUUGUGAAGUUCACAGACGAUGACGGUUUCUGCAAGUCUUUUUUGGCCAACGAAACCAUCGUAAACAACCAACCCAUUUUCAUAGAACCUAACUCGAAGCUGAAACACAGAUUAAUACAAAGUCGUGCCGGUAACCGAUCCGCAAGCAAAUUCCCGAAGAACAAUAACUUCGGCAAGAAGCCCUUUAACAAACGUCCGGCACAGGAAAAUGUUGGCAACCCCUUUGUAAAGAGGGCAAAGUUCUAAAGCUUGGAAACCUAAAAUGGUUUAGUCUUAAGUUGUGCAGUACCAUAAAUACGGCCACAAUCCCUUUCAUUGCUGCCUGAUUAAAUGGAUAUAGUCGAUAAGAAAUACCUGUACAAGUUGUACUGGUCUAUAAUAGCUGUAUUUCAAACCAAUGUUGGCUUGUAUAAGAAACGAUUAUAAAACUAAAUAAAAGAGCACAUAAAAUUUAACAGCGUUUAAUUUUUUACGCAACAUUUUA